This is a messenger RNA of Colletotrichum spaethianum, 1605 nucleotides long. RefSeq names its product putative feruloyl esterase B-1. Bases 1 to 1605 code for a protein of 534 amino acids. The transcript has a single exon. Lineage: Eukaryota; Fungi; Ascomycota; Sordariomycetes; Glomerellales; Glomerellaceae. The record is from RefSeq and is a predicted model, not a curated record.
AUGAAGUGGGCCGCAUCUCUUGCAUUCACACUAGCCGCCCUGCGGCAGGCAUCGGCUACGAACUCGACAUCAUGCACGACACGGCUCAUGAGCUAUUGGAUCACCGCCAACGCCUCCAUCUCGAUUGUGGAGCCGGUCGAUGCGGCUGGCAGCUUUGGAGAGGUGGGCAAUAUCGCCUUCCCGAAUAACGUCACCAACCUCCCCAGUCUCUGCGCCGUGAGCUUUAUCGCGAAGACUUCGGGAGGAACGCAAUACAAGUUUGGCCUCUUCCUGCCAGAUGAAUGGAACAACAAGAUGCUCACUGUGGGUAACGACGGCUUCUCAGGUGACCUCAACUGGCCGGCUAUGGCCGCUGGAGUGAAGUACGGCUUCGCUACUGUGGCAACGGACGGAGGACACAACUCCACAGCGAACAACCUCACCUGGGCCCUUGGUAACGACGAGGCGAAGUUGCUCUUUGGACACAAGGCCCUGCACGGCACAGUCCAGCUGGCGCAGAAGGUUAUUGAGAAGUACUACGGACUGCCUCCUGAGGCGUCGUACUUCUCAGGUACAUCCGAUGGUGGACGACAGGGCUUGAAGGCCGCUGAGCUCUACCCCAGGGACUUCUCAGCCUUGCUGAUUGGUGCACCGGCUUGGUGGCAGAGCCAUCUGCAGAGUUGGAGAAUCGCCCGCGGAGUCUCUAACCUGCCAACAGAUGAUGCCAAGCACAUCUCUGCAGGGAACUUCACCAUCAUUGGCGACAACAUUAGGAAGCAGUGCGAUGCCGCCGACGGAGUCGAAGACAGCAUCGUCAGCGAUCCGGCCAACUGCACCGUUAACUUUGCCCUUUUCACCUGCGGGCAAGACGGCGUCGAUGCACAGGCAUGCUUGACCGCUGAGCAGGUCACUGUUGCCCAGGGAAUGUAUGCCGAUUACAACGUGAGCGACCAGAUCGUUUUCCCAGGCGUCAGCCCUGGGUCCGAGUAUGAGUGGGGCGCGCUUUUGGGCAACGAGCCUAAUGAGGUGGCCGUCGGAUACAUGAAGAACUUCGUCUUCAAUGACACAGAGUGGGCGUGGUCCAGCUACAACGAAACCGUUCCCGCGUAUGCCAACGACACCAACCCUGGAGAGCUCGAUGUCAACAGCUUCAACCUAACCCGGUUCUCAAGCUUGGGCGGCAAGAUCAUAAUGUACCACGGCCUGACCGAUGCCCACGUCCCUCCCACUGCCUCCCGGCACUACUAUGAUAAAGUCGUCGCGCAGUCUGGCGGUGACAUUGAGGCUGUUCGUGGAUGGUUCCGUCUCUUCUUUCUCCCUGGUGUCGGACACAAGAACACAACGGUCGAUGCGCCAUGGUACAUUGGUGGUCCGGGCCAGGCGGAGCAGCUCGUGGGCGGUGGCAAUUCCACAGUGCCGUCCAAUGCGACAAACGAUGCUUUGUAUGCCCUCCAGCUGUGGGUCGAAUCGGGGACCGCGCCGGAGUCAAUUCUUGCUUCAACAUGGACCAACUCGACUGACCCCUCUACUCCGUUGUUGAGGCAGCGUCCAAUUUGCCCUUACCCGGCGACGCAAAAGUACAUUGGCGAAGGCGAGCAAUCGAAGCCUGAGAGUUUUGUUUGCUAA